AUGAGAAAUACUGCAAGAAUACAAGGGACUACAGUUAGCCCUGCGAAUAACGACUUUCCAACUCCCAUAAUAUGCGGGCAUGCACCAGAGCCUGCGACCAUUUCGGAGAGUAUAUUCGCAUUCGCACGUACGCACUAUAAAACUGGGAUUUUCUUUGGGCUAGUUUUUUCCCUUUUACUCCUGAUGAUUUUAUACGUACUAAGGCAAAGAAGGAAGGUCUCACCCCAAAGGAAAAGCGAUGAAGAGGCUGGAGUCGGCCUUGUUAAGCCAGGAAAAGUCUCCAACCGAGCAGGAGAAGUUAUAGCUUACAACAAAUCGCCAGACAUUUAG
Nematocida major is the source of this 330-nucleotide messenger RNA. RefSeq lists its product as uncharacterized. Bases 1 to 330 code for a protein of 109 amino acids. The record is from RefSeq and is a predicted model, not a curated record. NCBI's taxonomy places the organism in Eukaryota, Fungi, Microsporidia. The transcript has a single exon.